Molecule: messenger RNA, 1715 nt
Organism: Doryrhamphus excisus (bluestripe pipefish)
Lineage: Eukaryota; Metazoa; Chordata; Actinopteri; Syngnathiformes; Syngnathidae
Product: Krueppel-like factor 11
Biological process (GO): regulation of transcription by RNA polymerase II
Molecular function (GO): DNA-binding transcription factor activity, RNA polymerase II-specific; RNA polymerase II cis-regulatory region sequence-specific DNA binding
Source: RefSeq, a predicted model, not a curated record
CUCACUUUCUCUUUUUUUGUCUUCUCCGUGUUGUUUUUUUGGCGCCUCAGCUGAAGUCUGCCGCGAAACCUCAGCUGCUAUCCCGCGUCUCUUCUCCUCUCGUGGCACGCUCGGCUUCCCGCCAUGCUCCUCUCACGCCAGGUGGAGCCCUCCUGCGUUGAGGACUUGGAGGCGGCCGAGGCACUCGUCAGCAUGAGCUUCUGGGGUCAGAGGUCGCCUGAGCCCCGCCCACUGACACCCACCUCUGACUCCUGUGACUCGAUGGCGCUGCACCCAGAGGGUGGGGACUCGUCCAAGGACCUGGUGGCGCUGUCCUCGCUGUGCAUGACGCCGCCUCAAAGUCCGAGCUUUGCCGAGGCUGGUGCUGCCCCCAACGCCUCCAAAGACUCCGCCUUGACCUCGAUGCUUCCACACGACGUGGUGACCGGCAGAGCGAUGGCGACCAGCGUCAUCCGCCACACUGCUGACAGCCUCAGCACUCAGAGGCUGCCGCCCCCUGCUGCCCCACCCACACAAGGUCCCACUCCGCUUCCAGACGGCAAGCGGGAGAAGCAAGCACCGCCUCCUCUCGCCACCUCAGCAUCUUCCUCACCGCCGCCUCCGGCCUCGCCGCUCCUCUGCCAGGUCUUCCCCCUUAGCGGGCAGCCGAGGAUGAUCUCGGCCCUGGUUCCGGGCACCGCCCAGUCCCUCUUGUCUCAGCCAGUGCUGGUGGGCUCGGCCGUGCCGCCGGGCGCCGUCAUGUUGGUGGUCCCGCCCGUGUCUCAGCCACUGACAGGCCCACAGACUGUCAUGACGCUGGGCAACACGAAGCUCCUCCCCCUGGCCCCCGCCCCGGUCUAUGUGUCCUCAGGCGCUAGUGGGGCUGCCUCGCUGGAUUUCUCCCGCAGAAGGAACUACGUGUGUGACUUCCCGGGAUGCAAGAAGACGUACUUCAAGAGCUCGCACCUCAAAGCUCACCUGCGCACACACACAGGUGAGAAGCCGUUCAGCUGUCGCUGGGAAGGCUGCGACAAGAAGUUUGCGCGCUCCGAUGAAUUGUCCCGCCACCGCAGGACACACACUGGCGAGAAGAAGUUUGUUUGCAGCGUGUGCGAGCGCCGCUUCAUGCGCAGCGACCACCUGACCAAACACACACGCCGACACACCAGCGCCAAGAGAGCAUCCUCGUGGCCUCUCGAGGUCAACAAAGGUCAAAACAGAGGGUCCGCCCUUCCCACAAAAAACUAAAAGAGGGCGGAGCAAGAGCCACUGGACAUGCUUUGAAUCAGCCCCGCCUCUUUUCUAUUCCAACUUGAGCGUUUACUUCCAAAGUCAACUUAUCACCUUUUAGCUCAGAUGGGCUAACGUUAGCAUCAUCGCACACUCCCUUUUCUACUGUCUCAGCUGACGCUAAUAGUAGCUCUGUUUACUUGGUUAGCUAGCUAACGAAAGGACAAAUGAACACACUAUGUUUAUGAAGCUAGUAUGCUACUGUUAGCAUGUAGGAUGGCUCAUUGAGGUCAUGUAGACAAGACAAACACAACAAGCAGUUUUCUCACCUCGCUCAGGAUUUUUACAACAGCAACUUGUUGAAUGACAAGAUGGCUGCUAUUUAUUCACAGACACAAGCAAACAAUAAACGUGACAUUGCACUACAUUUUUGUAAGAUCAUUUAUGUAUACAUCCAGUAUAUGUACGGACAUGUUUACUUAAUGUAUAAAUGUUUCCAUCUUUGA